UCCAGUUUGCCUACCGGGAGUGGAAGACGCAGUCAACAUAGCUCUGCAUUCAACACCAUCAUCCCGGAACUCCUCACCCCCAAACUUCUCCACCUCGGUGUGUCCCCUACGAUCUGCCAGUGGAUCCUCAGCUUCCUGACGGGACGGACACAACAGGUGAGACUGGGAGCAACAACCUCAUCAACGCGCACCACCAGCACUGGAACCCCACAGGGAUGUGUCCUCUCUCCACUGCUCUUCUCCCUCUACACGAACGGUUGCACCUCAACAAUUUAGCUGUCAAACUCAUAAAGUUCGCAGACGACAACGCGGUCAUCGGUCUCAUCGAAGACGGCAACGAGUCUGCGUACCGCCAACAUGUGGAGCAGCUGGAGCUCUGGUGCAGCCGACACAACCUCGGGCUGAACACGCUCAAGACUGUAGAGAUGAUCGUGGACUUCUGGAAACAUUCUUCUCCACAGUUGCCCCUCACACCAUCCAACUGCACUGUAUCAACCGUCGAGACCUUCGAGUUCCUGGGAAUCACAGUCUCCCAGGACAUGAAGUGGGAAGUCAACACCAUCUCCAUCCUGAAAAGGCCCCAGCAGAGGAUGUACUUACUGAGGCUGCUGAGGAAACAUGGCCUGCCACAGGAGGUACUACGACAGUUCUACACGGCAGUCAUCAAAUCAAUCCUGUGUUCUUCGAUCACGGUUUGGUUUGGGGCCGCCACAAAAAAGGACAAAAUCCCACUUCAACGGACAGUUAGGACGGCGGAAAAAAUCAUUGGCACCGCCCUACCCACUCUUGAGGACUUGCACACUGCAAGAAUGAAGACAAGGGGACGGAAAAUCCUCCUGGAUCCCCCGCACCCUGCCCACCACCUUUUCCAGCUACUCCCCUCAGACAGGCGCUACAGAUCCAUGCGCACCAAAUCCAGCAGACACUUAGCUUCUUCCCUCUAGCCAUUAACUCCCUAAACAGUCACUGACGUAGUCACUCUCUUGUACUACAAAUGCUCCUACUGGUCACUCUAAAAUGGUUCAAUGAUUUUCUGCACCAACUGUACAAACUGUCACAGUAUUGUAUUCUACCACUGAUCACUUUAGCUCUGUUGUUGUUUGUUUAUUGAACAUAAAACGUAUGCAGUAAUAUAAAGUAAAACUCUGCUUGAUACUUUGCACAUUGUCUCACUUACAUUACGAAAUAAGAUAAGAUAAGAUAAGAUAAGAUAUCCUUUAUUCGUCCCACACUGGGGAAAUUUACAGCCUCCAGCAGCAAGAAUGUAUGUAGAAAGCAGAAAGAGAAAAAAACAUCAAACAUCUUUCAAUUAAAUACAAUAUGAACACAAUGGAUAAAUCUCAGUACUAUUUACAAUUUUCUUUCACAUAAUUUAAUUAUUAUUAUGAUUGUUAUUUUUUAUUCAUCAGCCUGACAGCAGUCGGUAGGAACGAGCGUCGGUAUCUCUCCUUCUUGCAGCGCGGGUGUAACAGUCUCUGGCUGAAGGAGCUACCAAGUGCUGUCAGGGCGGGCUGGAGGGGGUGGGAGGGACUGGCCAUCAUAGCUUUUAGCUUAGUUAGCAUCCUUCUGUUGCCCACCUCCUCCAGAGUGUCAAGGGAGCAACCCAGGACAGAACUGGCCUUCCUGACCAGUCGCUCCAGUCUCUUUCUGUCCCGGGCUGAGAUGCUGCCUGACCAGCAGACAAUGCCAUAAUGGAUGGCCGAGGCCACCACCGAGUUAUAGAACGUCUUAAGGAGUGACCCCUGAACCCCAAAAGACCUCAGUUUCCUGAGUAGGAAGAGUCUGUCCUUUCCUAAUCAGGGUGUCCGUGUUUGUAGACCAGUCCAGUUUGUCGUUCAGAAGAACACCAAGGUACUUGUAGGAGGUCACCCUCUCUAUGUCCAUACCCUGGAUGUUCAUCGGUGCUGGUGAGGACUUUUUCCUGCAGAAAUCCACAACCAACUCCUUAGUUUUCCUAGGGUUGAUCUGGAGGAGAUUCUGCUGGCACCAGUCCACAAAGUCCUUUGUCAAUCCCCUGUACUCCCGAUCGUCCCCUUCUGUAAUGAGGCCAACAAUCGCAGAGUCAUCGGAGAACUUCUGAAGGUGGCAGUUUGGAGUGUCGUGUCUGAAGUCCGAGGUGUAGAGGAUGAACAGGAAUGGAGCCAGAACAGUCCCCUGCGGUGCUCCAGUGCUGCAGAAAAGCCGGUCCGACUCACAGCUCUGCAAUCUCACGUACUGCGGCCGAUUUGUGAGGUAGUCUAUGAUCCAUGCUGUGAGAUGGUGGUCCACUCCGCAGCAAAUUGCGUCCCAGCAAAUUGGGCUGGAUGGUGUUGAAGGCACUGGAGAAAUCAAAGAACAUGAUUCUCACAGUGCUCCCAGCCUUCUCCAAGUGUGACAGCACUGAGUGGAGGAGGUAGAUAAUGGCGUCUUCCACGCCGAUGCCAGGCUGAUAGGCAAACUGCAGCGGGUCCAGUGACGGGCUCACCAGCGGUCGAAGGUGGGCGAGGAUGAGUCUCUCCAGCGUCUUCAUCGGGUGAGACGUCAGCGCCACCGGUCUGUAACUGUUCAGCUCCUUAGGGUGGGGGGUCUUGGGCACUGGGACCAGGCACGAAGUUUUCCACAGCUGUGGAGCUCUGCCCAGCUUAAGGCUCAGGUUGAAGAUGUGCUGGACAAUGUUACACAGCUGGUCAGAGCAGGUCCUGAGGAGCCGGGAACUGAUCUUGUCCGGACCUGCUGCCUUCCUCACAUUCAUCUUCCUCAGUUGGUUCCUUACCUGCUCUGUUGUGACGGACAGGCAGGAACCAGGUGACAUACUGGGUUGAUGAGAGCUGGUCGAAAGAGGAGGGGGAGGAGAAGAAGUCCUCAGUGAGAGAGGUUGCAGUUUGUGGUUGGGGGAAGGGACAGACGACUGGUCGAAACGGUUUAAAAAAUGGUUCAGUCCAUCUGCCCAGUCCUUGUCCUUCUCGAUCACUGUCUUUGCGCUGUCAUGGCCUGAGAUGGUUUUCAGGCCCCUCCAGACACCAGUGACAUUGCUGGCCUGUAACUGGUCCUCCAAUUGCAUCCUGUAUAUCUUCUUCCCCUCCCUGAUCUUUCUUCUCAGCCGAAUCUGCACGUCCUUCAGUUCCUCUCUGUUUCUCGGCCGAAAAGCUCUCUUCUUCUCCUUCAGCAGGGUCUUUAUGUCAGGAUUAAUCCAUGGUUUGUUGUUGGAAAAACACCGCAGAGUUCUGGUGGGUACGGUGUUCUCCUCACAGAAGUCUAUAUAGUCCGUGAUGGUGUCAGUGAGUGCAUCAAUGUCCUCCCCAUGAACCUCGCUGAAGAGUUCCCACCUGGUUGUCUGGUCACAGUUGGCUGCCUGUGCACCAGGGGUUUGUACACAGGCUCGAGAAAUACCAAGUUGUGGUCUGCUCUUCCAAGAGGGGGGAGGGAGAGGGGUUUAUAUGACUCCUUGGUAUUGGCAUAAAACAAGUCCAAAAUAUUAUUGCCUCUAGUGGCACAGGUUACAUACUGCUUGAAGGUUGAAAGGGAGGACGACAUAGAGACAUGGUUGAAGUCCCCAGAGAUGAUCAGCAGGGCGUUGGGGGACUGUGUUUGCAGCCUGCUCACGACAGUCAUCAGGGCAUCACACGCUGCAUCACUAUUAGCCGACGGGGGGAUGUACACUGUCACGGCUAUGACGUGUGAGAAUUCCCUCGGGAGAUAAUGGGGCCUGAGGCUAAUGGCUAGCAGCUCAAUAUCCCGGCUGCAGAGUUUGUCUUUGAUCGUGAUAUGCCCCGGAUUGCACCAUUCGUCGUUCACAAAAACAGCAAGUCCCCCACCUUUUCUCUUUCCACUCCCUUCAUUCCUGUCCGCACGUAUGAGUUGGAAGCCUUGCAACUCGACAUGUGUGUCCGGAGUGAUCGCUGUUAGCCACGACUCUGUGAGUAGCAUUAGGCUAGCCUCGCGGUACUCCCUUUGAGGUCGCGUUUGCGCCGCCAGCUCAUCCAUCUUGUUAGGGAGCGAUCUUACAUUCCCCAUGAUGACGGACGGGAGGACAUGUCUGUACUUUCUCCGCCUUGUGCGGCGGUCCUUCCCGGCUCGACACCCUCGUGUCCUCCUCUUCAACUCUCGUGGGAUAUCCGGUUUGUCACCGGCCAGUAGCCCGCUGUUAGCCCGCCAUGCUAACAGCUGGUCCUUACUGUAAACAAUGGAGUUGCGUGUGCUAUCUGGAUCUCCGUUCACAGGAUACGUAAAAAGAUUAAUGUCCUUGCAUACCUAUUUGUCAUGUCCUUGUUUACGAUGAUACUAAUGCAGCGUGUUAUACCGGAGACAAAUUCCUUGUGUGUUCUUCAUACUUGGCCAAUAAAGAUGAUUUUGAUUCUGAUUCUCAUUCUGAAAUCCUCCUUGAGAUUCCAUCCCAUGGGUGCUUCUUAAAAUGUUCAAGUUGACAAGUUAAAGCAAGGCUUUUUUUUUUUUUAAUUUUGUUGAACGCUGUACCCAAGGCGAACAAAUCCUCGGUGUGGUUCCAGACAAAGCAAAUGAAACUGAUUUUGAUGGUCUAAACUAGAGGUCACCAACUCUGCCUCCAACUCUGGUCCUCAAGGCCCCAUAUCCUGCAUGUUUUAGAGACAUCCCUCCUCCAACACACCUGAUUCGAAUGAUCUGAAUCAUUAUCAGGCUUCUGUAGAGCUUGCUAAUGAGCUGAUCAUUUGAAUCAGCUGUGCUGGAGGAGGGAAAAAUCUAAAACAUAUGCAGGAUAGGGGCACUCGAGGUCCGGAGUUGGUGCCCCCUCGUCUAAACAUCUGUGAAAAUUUAAGGUUUGGUUUGUUUAUUGAACAUAAAACAUAUACAGUAAUAAUUUGACAAAAAAGGACAUUUAGCCUUCCAUGCACUACUGCAUCCAACCCUGCUGUUUUCUAUGAAGAAUGUUUGCAUUCAUUCCUGUCCAAAUUUUGCCCCUCACGUGACAGCUUCCUCCCUUCUCUAAAGAAUCAGGACAGCAAUUGAGUUGAAAAAAUAUACCGGUACUUAAAUGUAUCUAAGCUCACAGGAUUCACUUUUGCUAUCUUAAAAACAAAACAUUCCGAUAGUCAACAAUUGUGCUGUUUGGCUUGCUUUCCAACGAGGACAACUUCUCACCUCUCCAACAUUUUGAGCAUUCAAGAGCAGUUAUUCAUUUGUUUUCAAGGUAUUAUCACAUCUUUAAAUUGGUUAAUAUUGUAUAAAGAUAACAUGCAAAAUGGGGACAUACCAGUCAUAUUUUGUAGGAUAGAUAAGUGGGU
Hippocampus zosterae (dwarf seahorse) is the source of this 5237-nucleotide messenger RNA. RefSeq lists its product as uncharacterized. The coding region runs from base 216 to 944 and encodes 242 amino acids. The record is from RefSeq and is a predicted model, not a curated record. Gene Ontology annotation, molecular function: 2-oxoglutarate-dependent dioxygenase activity; methyltransferase activity. The transcript has 2 exons. Lineage: Eukaryota; Metazoa; Chordata; Actinopteri; Syngnathiformes; Syngnathidae.